This is a messenger RNA of Acipenser ruthenus (sterlet), 2937 nucleotides long. RefSeq names its product meckelin-like. Bases 71 to 2803 code for a protein of 910 amino acids. The transcript is spliced from 28 exons. The record is from RefSeq and is a predicted model, not a curated record. NCBI's taxonomy places the organism in Eukaryota, Metazoa, Chordata, Actinopteri, Acipenseriformes, Acipenseridae. Gene Ontology annotation, biological process: cilium assembly. Gene Ontology annotation, cellular component: ciliary transition zone; MKS complex.
CGUUGGCUGCUGACUGAUACCAAACAAACACAUACAGUAGUCAGUAAACUGUAGAACAUAGUAUACUGUAAUGGCUUCAAACAGUGUAGUUUUGGUUUUAUUCUUGCUAUUCUCUGUUUGUAGAUUUGUACAAAGUGCUGGCACCUCUAUUUUGUUCAUGCAACCCCAGAGCUGUGGCAUGACUGAGUUUUUUAACUCAGCAUCUCUUCAGUGUAGUGCUUGUGGUGCCAACCAAAUCCGCAGUUCUGAUGGUCUUCAGUGUGUGUGCAAGGACGGAUAUACUGUGACAGAUGUGGGCUCGCCCAUAGUGGAGUGCGCUGCUUGUACUGGCACAGUUUCCCAAGACAAAAGAAGAUGCUUGAAGUGCACCAGUGGAAAUGUUUGUACUUGCACAGCAGGUCAGACUCAAGUUGACAGUCUGGGUACAGUUUCCUGUGUUACUUGUCCUAGUAACAGUGUAGUAAACCUUGACGGUGCAACGUGUGUGCAGUGUCAGGAGACCUUCUACACUGCAAUAGGAACAUGUCAUUGUCCAACGGCACAGCUGAUGGGAGGGUUGUGCUUCAAAGAGCCCAGUAUCACUGAAGUACUGGGCACUGUACCACACUCCUUUUGGUUUCAAACGUACCUUGAUGCAAGCUACCUGGCGUGUACAGCCUACAACAACCUGACUGCAUGCCAGCUUCUUACCAACAUGGUCAUACUCAGCUUCAAUGCGCUGGACAGCAGAGCAUACAACCUUUACAAGAAAGCUUUAGCUACAUCAGUUUACCUUCCUCGGCUGGUUUAUAAUAAUCCAUUAGUGCCACUGGGACAGACAGCCCCCAGGGGUCUAUCAUUACAAAGGAACGCCAAGAUUAAUUUUAAAAUUGCAAAAUAUGACGCCAGUGGACAUUUUUCAGGCUGGCAAGAUGUAACAGGAGGGACAUUGCAGCUGUGCUCAGACACACAGAAGAAACUUGAUGCAGCAUAUCUCUUUGGGACGUCCUACAGCCAGUCUUGUUCAGUACAAAUUUUGGAGCUCCUCAAACAGUUUCCCGAGCCUGUGUUUUAUGAGCUGUUCCUUCAGUAUAGUGAUAGUCAAGGCAACGAGUCUUUGUGGCCGGUUCCAGUCAUGAGCAGCCCAGGCAGCUCUCAAGUUCAGCAGAGAUUCUUCUUGGUAGAUGGAUUGACAGGAAGACAGGAUAACCUGAACAGUCAACCUCAAUAUGUCACCUACGCCAGCAAGCUAGUCCUGAGUGUGUAUCAGCCAAUUAGCAGCCCUGGUAAUGAGCCACCCUUCAAGCUGACAGUGCAGUACACCACAGUGGACAUCAACGGACAGCCCAACAGCCAAGCCCAGGUAGCAUUCGCUGUCACCUACAGUAUGAACCAGGACUCAAAGAGAACGAAUACUUUUAUUGCUCUGGCAGUACUGGGCGGUCUCUCCAUCUUCCUUGCUAUGCUGGAGACCAGCAGCUGGAGCCACAGGGCUGGGCAACAGUUUAUCAACUGCACAACCAUAAUCAAAUACUUAGCAUUUCUGACUGGUAAUGUUGCCAACACCUUGUUCUUAAUCACAAUCGGCACUGGUAUCUACUGGCUUGUUGCUUUCAAGGGCCAGCACACUGCGGUUGAUGUGGCACUACCCUCUCCUGGUGGGAGUCUUGAAACAGAUUUUCUCAUUUAUCUGUCUUUGGCAUUUGCAUUCAAGGCGUUGCAGCUGAUCCACAUGCUGGUUGUUCAGAUGACCAUCUCCAUCUUUCUGAUAGACUGGGAGAGACCAAAGAACACUAAACAUCAUGCAGGAAGCAGUAGCAGCGCCCCCUCAGUCAGUGCCUGGAGAACCUUCUUUGUGGCCAAUGAGUGGAAUGAGAUCCAGACGACAAGGAAACUGAACCCCCUACUGCAGCUCUUUGCAGUGCUCCUAAUACUGGAGGUCAUUGGGGUCAUAAACAUUGCGGCGAGAGAUCUGAACCUGGCCGUGCAGCCGGGAGCUGACAAUUACCAGGCUCCCUGGAGCACUAUCCUCCGAUAUGGAAUAACUGCUUCUGUCUGGCUGGCAGUCGGUAUUGCUCAAAUCCUGUUUUUUGUCGUCAUCUAUGAACGGUUAGUGGAGGAUAAAAUCCGUCAGUUUGUGGACUUGUGCUCAAUGAGCAACGUGUCUGUGUUCAUUCUGCUGCACCAGUGCUAUGGUUUCUACAUCCAUGGCCGCUCGGUCCAUGGACAUGCAGACGUCAGUAUGGAAACCAUGCAAACUAACCUGCAGAAAGAAAAGGAUAACCUGUGUGCUUUGCGGGGCUUGGAACCAAGCUCUGAAAUCCAAACCUUCGACUUCCUUCUCACACAGAAACUCAGGGACCAGCUGGACAAGAUUGUGCGGCCUCUCUCUAAGACAACAAUGAAUGGCAGAGGUGGAUCCCAAGGCUUGCUGGAUCAAAAGACAAAAACCUAUUACACCAUGAACCGGUUCCUGUCUUCAUUCCUCGAACAUGUUCACGAAGACAUGGACUACAUGGUGAAGGACAAACUCUUCUUAGAGAAGAUUAUGAACUAUGAAUUCCAGCAGCCAUUUGAAAGGAGCAUGUUCUACAAUGAUCCAGAUGGCAUUGUCUUCAGCAAUGUUCUUUAUUAUGGGAAUGAGCUGGUUCUCCUGCUGUUUGACACACUGCUCUUCUGUAUUAUCGACCUUGGGACUCAGAACAUUGUGCUGGCUACAAUCCUUACAUAUCUUGUACAGCAGUUGCUGGAGAUGCUUCGGUAUUAUAUUGCAAGAAAUAACCUCACCAAAAAGACAUUGGUGGACCAAUGCUUUCUGAUCUAAAGAAGAAUGUUAUCAUAAUAAAAAAAAGCUUAAACCAAUAUUUACCUAUAAAUAUGUGUAUUUAUAUUGAAAUAUAUCUUUUUGUAUCUUUCAUUUGGUUGCAUCUUUCUAAUAAACAAUACAAUGAUUGUUAA